This is a messenger RNA of Rodentolepis nana, 1326 nucleotides long. NCBI's taxonomy places the organism in Eukaryota, Metazoa, Platyhelminthes, Cestoda, Cyclophyllidea, Hymenolepididae. The record is from the annotation of a GenBank genome assembly.
AUGGCUUAUUCCAUCGAAGGCAGGGUUUUUACCCUCGGCAGUCUCUUUUUGUUGGCAACAUUUUGCAUCACCUCGAGUUCCUUUGUUAUUUCCAUUGAUAGACUGAGAUCACUUGUAAAAUCAGACAUGCCUCAUCCUAUUAUUUUGAUUCCCGGCGAUGGCGGUUCUCAGGCUUACGCCCAGUUUAGAGACCACCAGUCGGACCCCUUUCCAAUUUGGGUCGAUUUACGAUAUCUCGUCUCUCCCCGGACUUUUAGUGAUUAUUUUAAACUUAUUUAUAAUAACAAAACAAGAAAGACUGAGGAUAACGAAAAAGCGAUUAUUACUUUUCCCGGUUGGGGUGAAACAUGGCCUGUUGAUAAUCUUGAUUCUCGUCCUCAUUCUGUCACCAAGUACUUCGAAGAUGUUACUGCAGAUUUCAUUCAAAAUCCUUACUAUGUAAAAAAUUUUACUAUCCGUGGUGCACCGUUUGACUUUCGCAAAGCUCCAAAUGAGAAUGUGGAUUUCGUGCCAAAAAUGAAGGCUCUUGUUGAGGAGACCUUUAUAAAUGGACAGAACCAAAAGGUCGUUUUACUUGCUCACAGUAUGGGAUCACUCUACUGUCUCCAUUUUCUAAAUCGACAAACCGACGCAUGGAAACGAAAGUACAUUAAAGCCUUCAUUAGUGCGAGUGCUCCUCUUGGAGGAUCUAUAAAGGCUCUUAAAAUUGAGGCAAGCGGUGACAACUUUGGGAUCUACCUUGACAGUCCAUUGUGGUAUCGUGAGGUGCAGCGAUCAAUGCCGUCUUUGGCCUUUCUGUUACCCAACCCACAGCUAUGGUCCCCUUCUGAGGUUGUCAUCUCCACGCCAACCAAAAAUUACACUGUCCACGACUACAAGGAGUUCUUCAGCGAUAUUGGCUUUCCUGAAGGUUAUCAAAUGUUCCAGGAUACUAAAGCCACCGUAAAUCCUUUUGUACCUCCUUCAGGCUUGGAUGAGAUCUACUGUAUCUAUAGUUCAGCAGUUCAAACUCCUGGAAGCAUGGUCUAUGACUCUACCUUUCCUGAUGCUCAACCUACCAUCAAUUAUGAACCGGAUGGAGAUGGAACUGUCAAUGCUCGAUCUCUGGCAGUCUGUCAGUCGUGGUCAGGCGGGGUAAAAGUCAAGACCUUAGUAAUUCCCGGUGUGAAUCAUCUCUCAAUCGUUCUCGAUCCCCGAUUCAUCAAAGCAGUGAAGGAGAUUGCUAAUGCUGAUAAAUUGCUUCCAAUGAAGGGCUCUCUCUGGAGAUCUCUGUUGCGUUCUGUUGGGUGGACGUUUUGGCCCUCUCUAUCACCUUCUAACACCUAA